ACGGGGGAACGCACGCGCAAGUGCCAUUUUGAUGCUUGCUGAAUUUGGGAAGAAAAUCGUCAAAGAAAACCAUGUCUGAACACUAUUUACAGGUCGCAGAGAAAGAGGAUGACGAGCCAGUUGAGAUACCAAGUGAAGAUGACGGUACCCUACUACUCUCUACCCUAGCAGCCCAGUUUCCGGGUGCAUGUGGGUUGAAAUACAGAAACCCCCAAACCGGAAAUUUCCGAGGUGUGCGACUAAGUGAGGGUUACCUUUAUCCCCCAGAGGGAUCUAGUUGGGGAGACGUUGUUUAUGUUGUUGUGUUUCCUAAGGUGCAGAAUGUUGUACAAGAGCAAGAGGAGAAUCAGAUACACUACAUACCCAGUAUUUGUGAUAACAAACGCAAAGGAGAUGACAUAGAAAAUCCAGGUUCCAAAACUCGACGCAUGGACAAGAAGAGAUGUGUUGAUCUCAUUGUUUUGGGCUUACCAUGGAAAAGUACAGAGGAAGACAUGCGCAAAUAUUUCUCACAGUUUGGUGAACUGUUAUUGGUGCAGGUCAAGCGAGAUGGCAAAACAGGACAGUCCAAAGGAUUUGGUUUUGUGAGAUUUGGUGACUUCGAGGCCCAAUCCAAGUGUUUAGCUCAGCGACAUAUGAUUGACGGAAGAUGGUGUGAAGUAAACAUUCCAGCCUCAAAUGAGCAAAGUGGUCCACCAAUGAACAGAAAAGUGUUUAUUGCUCGAUGUUCUGAAGAUAUCACAGCCGACGAUCUUCACAAAUACUUCAGCAAAUUUGGUGAGGUGUCAGACGUAUUCAUCCCCAAACCUUUCCGGGCCUUUGCCUUUGUGACCUUCAUGGAUGCAGAGAUUGCACAAAGUCUUUGUGGAGAAGACCACAUCAUAAAGGGAACAAGUGUCCAUGUCAGCAGUGCCACACCCAAGUCAUUUGGGAAAUAUGAGGACCAGAGCCAAGGGGGUCGGGAACGAGAUGGUAGGCGGGACAGGGACAGGGGGGAUUAUGAUAGGCUAAGGAGGAGGGGGGACAACAACACAACCGUCCGAAAUGAGACUGCAAUGGAUCAAAACAUGGGAAUGAAUUUCCUCAACUCAGCAAUGUUGGCAGCAGCACAAGCUGUACUUAGUGGUCAGGGAGGGUGGCCAGGGAUGGGAGGGACCCAGCAGCCAGGGGCAAGUCAGGACCAGACCAUGGCACAGAGCUAUCGGGGUACCAGUCGCCCAGACAGUGGGGGUCAGAGUUACACUGGGUGGGGAUAUGAUUCUCAGGCCAGUACCCAGGGAGGUGGGUACAGUGGGUGGAGUGGAAGGGGAGGGGCAGCAGGUGGGUGGAGCUAAAAAUGGGGGAGGAGGAGGGAGGUGAAAGAGUAGUGAGAUUUUAAUGGCAGAGUUGUGAUGGGAAUGGUCAAACUGUUCCCUAAAAUGGCAGGAUAGGGAGAAAGUUUGUAAAUAACUUACUGUUUAUUUUUUUCCUCUGAAAUUUAUUUUCCUCUAUUUUUUGAAAGAAAACAAAAGUUUAGUGUGCUGUAGUUAGCAGAAGUGAGCAACAAAUGUGUGGUUUGUUUAAGAUUGGUCAAGAAGAUGUAGGAGAGGUGAAAUGAGGAAAUGACUGGCGUGAGAACUUGUUUUAAAGCGACAUUUUGAAAGGAAGAGAUUCAGCAGAUUUCAAGAGAGAUGUGAGGACAUAAUAUAAGCGAGAUGGUGCUUUGUUUUGAACAGCCGGAAAGUGAGAGUUACCCAGACUGACAAUUAUAUAUAAGUUUUUUAUAUAUAUAUAUAUAAAUGUGAGAUCAUGUUCUUGUUAAAGAGAUGGUGUAAGUGUUGUGUAAAGAGUUACGUUUGUUGUUGUGAAGUAAAAUAGAUACUCGACUGAGAGAAGAAUUUUGUGAGUUUUAUCCAAGAGGUUGACACAAGUGUCAGAGAGAGGAUUGAUUUUGGAAAAGGUACUUGAAAGAGAAGAGAAAGAGGAAAUGGAUGCAGGUUUAUGCUAGGUUUAAGGUAACAGAGCGGAAGGAUGAUCGCAGGCAAAUAAAUUAGAAUUGCCUGUUUGGUUCUGUCCCAGAUAUAAUUCAAGAUUUCUAUAUUGAAAGAAUCUGGGGGAUUAGACCAAAGAAAUUACUUCAUCCUGGUAGAAAAUAUUUUUAUUUAAAAUGGGACAGGGGCUCAAGAGGGUCCUUCACUCUGUGUGUCAAUGCUGAAAAUGUAAAAGAUUAGGAAUUAGGAAAUUUGUUACCAAUGCAUUUUUUACUGCAUCAGAGAUGGCAGGGCAUACAUCAAUGUAAUUAAGAAUACCGUAUAUUGCUAGUACAACGCAUUCUUUUGAAAUAACACCAAACUUAAACACAAACAAACCAUUUUCAGCAAAUAUUGCUCUAGUGAAAAGAUGUUGUUUGAAAAUUCCCCUGCGAUAGUGAGUUUAAAAAAGAAAAAUUGUUUAAUUUAUUUUAAGCACAAAAAUUCUCGUCAUUUGUUGAAUACAGCCGAACAAUGAAAAAGUUUUCAAAGAGGCUACUAAAAUUUGUCUUGAUGCGCUUGUCAGGAAGUUGGUAAGAGGUCCGUUAAAGAAGGCGCCAUGAACGAGAGUAUACCAAAAUUGUAAACUAGGUAUAUGUGUGUACUAAUGCGCAAGAAACUGGAGCGUGUAAGUGAAAGUCCUUCAGGGGCAUAAAAGGCACGUAGCAUCAAGGAGGGCCAGCCCCCCCCCCCAUUUUUCUCGGAGCAAACAUUUUUGUUAAAUUUACAUACAGAAAAGUUAAUAAAAAUGAAGUCCCCCCCCCCUUCUGGAAGUAUGUAAAAAAAUUGAAGUGAAAGUAAGGAAAUCAACAGUGAAUUAUUUUGCUUGUCAAGAUAGUUUGGAUCACUUUGACUCCCCUUCCACACUUUCAAAAAUGAUGCUUCGUGCCUUCCACAAUAAAGUUGCGUGAGUGUUGGCAAACGCCGUCUUCAUUGUGCUGGCAUGGUGUGAAAUGUUCUGCAGUUAAAAUGUAGCGAAAUCGAAUUGUAUGCAUGCAUUUCGGACUGUAGAGUUAAAAAAAACACUUUUUGGUUUUAGAAAUAAUAUUUUUUUUAAAAAAGAAAUGUUGCAAGAUAUACACAGAAUGAAGGAGGUGGGUAAUGGUCCUUUGACACUGAAAGAUAGAAAGGGUGUAUUCGAGAUUAAUGAAGGAAAUGGAGUGACGUAAAACUUAGUUAAUUGUUAAUCUUGAUUAAGAAAAUGCAAUUGAAAUAUUUAUGAUUUGAAUUGAAACAAAAUGCAAUUUGAUAUAACAUAUCUUUUAAAUUGGUAAGUUAACAAUACUGAAAAAUCCCGAUACAUGUAAAAUUCGCGCGAGAAAUAUUCUUCAGGGGAUUUGAAGUUGUUAAUAACUGGAACGACUUGUUAGGAUACAAAGGUAAGGUAAAACUUUCCAGUAAGACAGAUCGAGAAUUGGAAGAUUCUAGGUAGGAACCAAGGUAAGAGGCAAUACUUAGAAUCGAAACCUAAGGAUUCUGGACAAUCGAAACCAAUUGGUAACUGUAUUGUAUUUUCAGUGUUAUCGAUCAUGUUUACAGUGUAAAAUAAAUUCAACGUGUUGAAUGUUUUGAACAAUGAAUAGAAAGUAAUAAAGAAAUAAGAAUGAAAACUUCA
Molecule: messenger RNA, 3624 nt
Organism: Magallana angulata
Lineage: Eukaryota; Metazoa; Mollusca; Bivalvia; Ostreida; Ostreidae
Product: TAR DNA-binding protein 43-like
Exons: 4
Coding region: 72-1334 (420 amino acids)
Biological process (GO): regulation of gene expression
Cellular component (GO): nucleoplasm
Molecular function (GO): RNA binding
Source: RefSeq, a predicted model, not a curated record